CUCGCCCCAGAUUAAGUCCCACGGUUGCCCAAGAGUGUUUUGAGCCUUUCAGGAUUAGGGACGGAGUAGACAUGGCCGACUCUCUAAGGAGGCUGGUGAACACAUCUUCCUUCAGCGUUCUGCAGGACAAACUUGAGUCCUGGUACAAGGACUACCAUGUAAGUCAUCAAUAAUUUAUUUCUGCCCUAAAUCUGUUGGCCGAAAAGUAGCCUAAACCAACUAUAUAGGUAGGAUACACAUGAGUUUUGCAAUCAUUCGUUCCAUGUAACAGUUUAGGCUAUUGUCUAAAUUAGUCUAGGCUAUAUGAAAUGUGAUAUUGGUGUGGAAAUCAAUAGCCUAUUUAAUGAAUCACUGGUUGUUUCAGCAAAUGUGUUCUUCCCUUGAGAACUUGAUUCCUCUAUAGAAUUUCUGUCCACCCAUCUAAAAUAACUUGAUUAGCUUACUUGAUUAUGCCACACUUGACCAGAUAGUAAAAUAUAUUUGGAAUCAUUAUUUGGUAUGUUUUUUACAAUGUAUAACAUUCACAAUGGAUUGGAACGUUUUUGAAACAAUGUAGUGGGUAAAGGAAUUCACUUGUUUUUAUUAAAUAGAUUUUCUGGCGAAGUUUGGUUGCUAUAGACGCUCGUCGUCAUGGCGACCGUGAAACCAUUCCUGACUGAAAGCUAGUGGCUCGAGCACGCCCCCGCGAGCAUUUUGGUGGGAACCUGAAAUGCAUGUCCUGAUUGAACCCAUGCAUUAUCAGACAUAGAUACUCCAGAGACCAACCAGCGCAUUUGGCUGGAAGUCACAUAUAAUUUAUUUUAUAUGCACAUACAGUAUAUCCCUCAAUUCAAUAUGAUCAAUAAAUAUAUUCACUAAUCAAUCAGCCAUGUGAAUGUGUGUUUUUUAAAAGUCCUAAAUUGACCCCAAAAUUGAGAUGACAUACAUUAUAUCUUUAAAUUGUAUGUCCCUUUUGUGAUGGUUCAUAAUUCUCAGACAGUGUCUGUCACCUUCUUAUUAGGUAAUCUCCUGUUAUCAGAAUCUGAACAGGUGCUGUGAGUUGGUGGAGCUCACCUCCAAGAUACAGGGACAACUCUUCACCAUCCUCAACCUCACUGCUAGAGAGGGUAUGUGUCCAAGCUUCUCACAACACUCCUCUCUUUUGCCUUACCCAAACAAUUGUCUGAUAAUGUCUCCUUUUCUUUUGAGUCAGGUGGUCACUAUGCAGGAGUGGAUGUGCUCAAAUCACGCCUGCUGCCUUGGUUGGGGACCUGUUUCUCCAUGGCAACCUCCUCUGUCACCAACGACACCAGCCUCAACCUCAUCCAGGUGAAAUAAUCGGUGUUUUGUUAAUUAUGGUUCUAGCUACGUUCAUUAAGUUAUUCUAUUCUAUUCUAUGCUGUCCUGUUACAUAGUGUAAAUAAGACAGUGAUAAUCAAGGUUAAAUGCGGAGUGUUGUCAUGCAGGUAGCUUAGUGGUUAAGAGCGUUGUGCCAGUAACCGAAAGGUCACUGGUUCUAAUCCCCGAGCUGACUAGGUGAAAAAUCUGUCGAUGUGCCCUUGAGCAAGGCACUUAACCCUAAUUGCUCCUGUAAGUCACUCUGGAUAAGAGCGUCUGCUAAAUGACUAAAAUGUAAAAUGCAGGAAUCUGUGGAGAAGGAGAGGAAGAUCAGGGAGCUGUCUGCCUCCCAUGAGAACGACAUGCAGAAGAUGGAGACUCAGCUGUGCUCCACUCGCCUGCAGCUGGACUCUGUCAAACAGGAGUAAGUAUGCACUAAACAUACAAUACAUUAUUAAUCUAUACAAUAGACCUACCCAUUUCUAUCCAACCAAAUCAGUCUGCACCAGGUGACGUUAGUAUGACACAUUUUCUGGUCUCUGUUUUAUUCACCUACUGGUAUGUUGAAUGCGUUUACAGACUGGCGGAUGCUCAUCUGCAACUGGACGACACAAAAAAUAUGUCAACCACAACUCUGCUGGCCACAGAGGAUGAGAUACUACAGCUGAAAGCAGAGUGAGUGAUAAAUACUUUAGUACAGUUUUGUACAAUUUUCAUGUGAGUAUUAUUUGUCCUCUUUGGCUUAUUGAUGUGUAUGUUCUGAGGUUAUUAUCGUGUGUAUCUGUGUGUGUCAGGUUGCAUGCUGCCAGUGACCAGGUGGAGACCUAUAAGAGGAAGCUGGAUGUGCUGGAUGAUUAUGAGAGGCAGGUGCGUCUGCUGAGGGAUGAGGUGUCUUUCCUCACAGCAGAGAAGAGCAUGCUGCAGGAGAGGUGAGCAGGACACACACACACACGUACACACACAGGGCAGUAGCUACAUAUGAGGACACCAAGGGCCAGACCUCGGUCAUUUUUUCAAAUAAACAUUUGUUUUAGGAACUCAGUCACUUACUGUUGAGAGUUAGAAUAGUAGAAUACACAAGGUCAGUCAUUUUUUUUGAUUGGUAAAUUAGUGUAGUUAGUCUAGCCAGCUAUCUAAACAUGUAGUAAUCAUGGCCGACUUACCGACGUGCCCAGGAGACCUCCAGGGGGCCCCCAUUGAUUUUGUUAGUCACUCACUCAGAUAUCAUAUUAACAUGGCAUAAGUAAUGGCAACAUGUGCAGAAAUGCAGGAAAUUAGCUGUAAAAAAUGUACUUAAAGCAAAUUACAUAUCCCCCCCUCAAACAUCCCCUCCCCUCCCCUCUUCCUUCUAUCUCUUUCAGGUUGGUGAGGAGUUGUUCCCCCAGCCCCCUGCCCAGACAGAGCCGCCCCUCCAGCCCUCUGAAGAGUGAGUCUCCCACCCGGGCCCAGCUCACCAAUUCGUCCCGCCACGCCAGGCUGGUGUCCCGCUUCAGUGACCUGUACGCUGUGGAGCGCCUUGAGGCCCAGAGUCUGCUCCGACGCUACAUAGACGACCUGGAGAUGGUCCAGAGAAUCAUCUUCAUUGCCACUGUGGUAUGACAUCUGGAAACCCUGUACAUUAUGGAAUAACACUACAUACAGUACAACCUGUGAUGACCAGCUGUGAUUCACAAUGUAUUGGAGAUGAUCAUCCUAGCACAUGUAACCAUCUGACCUUGUUUUCAUCCAAUUUGAUAUGUCAGACCUGAGGUUCUGGUUUCUCUGUAAAGCUCCUAUUCCAUACAGUAUCUCUAAUCCCUUUGUCUGUGUGUGUGUGUGUGUGUGUGUGGUGUGUGUUUAUCAGGAGGCCUUCCAGGCAGCCAAGCUGGCCUACCGUCAAUUCAAGCUGCGUGUGAGGAAGACCCUGUCCUCCUCCCACCUGGGGCCAGAGACCCUGGAGGACUCGGUGGUAGACUACAUUGUCAGGAACCUGGACCUCUACGACGUGCAGGCCAGCGUUAAUGUAUGGGCUACACUUUUCUCUCUUACAUUCCAAUUUCAAAAGUCUCAUGCACUGUAGUUCAUUGAGUGUUUGUUAAUAAGAGGUGUGUGUCUGAGUGUAUUGUGAUGUUUUUCCCUCUCCCAGGACGUGAUCAACGCCAUGAAUGUAAACCCACGGGUCUCCUUCCCUCCGGAGGUGGACUUUGUCCUGAUCAGCAGCUUCAUCCGGGAGACAUGCAGAGUGGCCUUCGCCAUGCAGACACUGGACCCUCCUCUGGACCUGGCUUUCACCAGCAGUGGAGAACUCUACAGCGACAACAAGUUAGUCUGCAUCCAUUGACUUCAUGAAGUUACAGUAACAAGAUGUUAGAUGUACAAUUCCUAACCCUACCACUUGAUGUCACCCUGGUCACAUAUUUACAUCUCUGUCUCUGUCUCUGUCUCUGUCUCUGUCUCUGUCUCUGUCUCUGUCUCUGUCUCUGUCUCUCUGUCUCUCUCUCUCUGUCUCUCUCUCUCUCUGUCUCUCUCUCUGUCUCUCUCUCUCUCUCUCUCUCUCUCUGUCUCUCUCUCUCUCUCUCUCUCUCUCUCUCUCUCUCUCUCUCUCUCUCUCUCUCUCUCUCUCUCUCUCUCUCUCUCUCUCUCUCUCUCUCUCUCUCUCUCUCUCUGCCAGGUAUCGUCGUAGCUAUGACUCUGAGUUUACUGCUCCUCUGGUGGUGUACCAUGUGUGGCCAGCGCUGGUGGACGGGGACGGUGUCAUAGUGAAGGGAGAGGCAGUCACCAGGAGAGGAGCUCUGGUACUGAUGCACCUUCAUUCCCUACUGUAGAAUCAUAGGCUUUGCUUUAGCAAUUACUGCAUGAUCACAAUACAAAAUAUAGAAUGAUUCAUGUGGUGUUUCUCUGCUGUCUUCCAGUGGAGGAGCAGAAGCAGGAGCUGCAGUCCUGUUCGCUCUGGCAGCCCCACACGCACUCUCGUAAGUUACUACGAUGACUGAUACCUAAUACUUUAAAAUCAAGUCACAAAAAUCAAGAAACUCUUUGGAAAGAUGUUUAGAUAUGAUUUACUGUCAUUCUUUGGGUCAGCCCAGGGUUUUUAUGAUGCAAGAAAAUAUUCAGGGAAGUUGCAGUUGGGAAAGAACACUAUAUGAAAGCUGUGCAUGUGUGAUUUAGUGUUAAAACUUUUCUCUUGUCACCAAAAUACAUACAUGCAUACCCUGACGCUUUAGGGUAAGUAGAAAAAACACCAGCUGCUCCUAGAUAUAGUAUUAGUGGGAGAGAGGAACGCAACCUCAAAUCCAAAGGUGCAAGAAAUGCUCUGUGUAACAGACUUUCUCGCUUUCUCGCUCUUUCUCAGGGGUUUAGUCGCAGCAGAAGCCCCUCUCCCGGACGUCUCUCCGCCAGUCGCCUGUAAACCCUAACUGACCACUGAUUUUUAAAGGAAACAACAUUCUACACAUCUAUUUCAUGUUUGCAUCAAAGUCAGAUUUUGAGCUUAAAUGGACUGGAGCUUGUCAUUAUUUGUCAGUUGUGAUGACUUGAUGAUAAGUAUUUAGACUCCCUGUCAUCAUGGACAUUGGUCCAGAUUUGACAGUAUACUGGAGAGAAGUUCCAUGUUACCAUUACAGUAUCCAGAGACUCUGGCAGCCGAUCCUUUCAGAACAAUCCAUUCAGGGUGCUGUAGCGGCCCGUGACAAGGCUAUGUGUGUGUGUGUGUGUGUGU
Molecule: messenger RNA, 5014 nt
Organism: Coregonus sp. 'balchen'
Lineage: Eukaryota; Metazoa; Chordata; Actinopteri; Salmoniformes; Salmonidae
Source: the annotation of a GenBank genome assembly